AUGAACUACUACAACGUUGAUCAGGACGAUGCAAUUACCCAGCCCGGGGGCAAAGUUGCGCGCUACGCACGGGGACGGGACUAUCACCGGGUGAUGAAGCGCCGGAUGCGUCGCCUGGUGCUGCAACUGACGGUAGAGCUGGGCGACGAGUUUGCGGCCCGCUGGUACGUUGAUGACGGCCCGAUGCUGGAUCGGGCGGCGGCGGCCCGCGCCGGCCUGGGGUGGUUCGGCAAGAACGGCAAUAUCCUGACACCGACGCUGGGGUCGUGGGUGCUGUUGGGUCAGAUUAUCACCGACCUGCCGCUGGUUCCGGACCAGCCCCUGGUGAAGACUUGUGGGCAAUGCUCGCGGUGCAUACCAUCCUGCCCCACCGACGCUAUUGUUGCGCCUUAUGUGGUCGACAACCGGCGUUGCAUCAGUUUUCUGACCAUCGAACACGAUGGAGUGAUUCCGAUUGAACUCAGGUCGGCAAUGGGCAACCUGGUAUUUGGCUGCGAUAUUUGCCAGGAAAUUUGUCCGGUCAAUCGAAAGGCGCUGGCCACCGAGGACGCCAAUUUUGGUCGUCGGGACCUGUCCAGUCUGGAUUUAAUUGAGCUGCUGGAGAUGACGGAGCAGGAGUUUCGUCAGCGAUUCGCCGGUACACCCAUCAUGCGCGCCGGCUGGUUGGGAAUGCGCCGGAACGCCUGCAUUGCGUUGGGCAACAGCGGUGACCGGGCUGCGGCACCGGCGCUGAGGAGCGCGUUGCACGACCCAGCGGCGAUGGUACGCCAACACGCAGCCUGGGCGUUGGGCAUGGUCGGAGGCGAAGCCGCCCGGGAAGCUCUGAACGCAGCAAUGGCGACCGAGGCCGACCUCCGCGCGCGGGACGAGAUUCAGCUCGCGCUAGGCAAAGAGGGCAGCGAACGCAUCUAG
Molecule: messenger RNA, 912 nt
Organism: Geodia barretti
Lineage: Eukaryota; Metazoa; Porifera; Demospongiae; Tetractinellida; Geodiidae
Source: the annotation of a GenBank genome assembly